Suillus paluster is the source of this 336-nucleotide messenger RNA. RefSeq lists its product as uncharacterized. The transcript has a single exon. The annotation marks the transcript as partial. NCBI's taxonomy places the organism in Eukaryota, Fungi, Basidiomycota, Agaricomycetes, Boletales, Suillaceae. The record is from RefSeq and is a predicted model, not a curated record.
UUGGCUGGCCUUUUUAUGGGAACCAUAUUUGGUGGCAUACACUGUACUGCUUGGUUUUAUACCUUCCCCACAUAUCAAGAACGGGUCCUAUGGCGCGUGAGCUCCAUCUACAUCACUUUCACACAGUGGUUUCAUUUACUGGCAUACCUCCUGUUCAUACCGAAGACUGAACAAAAGAAAACGCUGAGGCUUUCGUUUAUAGUAAUGUUUCCUGGGAUCGUACUGUACAUAGCAGCACGUGUCAUCAUCUUCACAGUUAUGGUUACUACUUUACGCAGUCUUCGUCCUGACGCAUUCGAGACGGUAUCGUGGGCGAAUUUGGUACCGCAUUUGUAG